This is a messenger RNA of Hirundo rustica (Barn swallow), 7847 nucleotides long. RefSeq names its product HemK methyltransferase family member 1 (gene HEMK1). The record is from RefSeq and is a predicted model, not a curated record. The transcript has 11 exons. Gene Ontology annotation, molecular function: protein methyltransferase activity; nucleic acid binding. Gene Ontology annotation, biological process: protein methylation. The coding region runs from base 283 to 1344 and encodes 353 amino acids. Gene Ontology annotation, cellular component: mitochondrion. Lineage: Eukaryota; Metazoa; Chordata; Aves; Passeriformes; Hirundinidae.
GGCGGCUGCGUGCUCGGCCCCGCUCCCCGAGGCAGCCGGCUGCGCCCCCAGCCCCACUGGGAGCCGGUUGGGCUCCCGGCCUCCGAGGGAGCAGGCCGUGUCCCCGGCCGCGCCGUGAGCCGUGAGUCUGGAAGAGCUGCAAAUGCUGCCCUGUGGAGAACACACUGACUGUGGUCAGCUGGUGCUUAGCCAGUGACCUGUGGUAGCACCAGGUGAAUCUCAGCACUGACCAUCAGUAGGUGGCAACGAGGAACGCGUGUGGAAGCCAGAAACUUCACCACAAUGAGAUGCCUCAUCCAUCCACUGCUCAGGAAGUUGAACCUCCCACCCCAGCAUGUGCCAGGGCGAGGGACUCCAAGUAAAGGUGCUGUCCUCAGUCCAAAGCAUUUGUUUCUGAGGAGGAGCUGCAGUGCAGGACCUGGGCUCGUGACUGCCACUGAUAUGGUCAGCUAUUGGCAGAAGGUGUUCGAGACAAAUGGGAUCCCUGAAGCACAAGAAUCCAGUCAAUAUAUUGUGUCGUUUGUCCUGGGAGCAAAAACAUUUCAGAGCCUGGAUUCCAAAAGCCUCCACACUCCACUUACAGCACUGCAGCAGGAGCAAAUCCAGCAGCUGAGCCACAAGCGGCUGCAAAGGAUGCCAGUGCAGUACGUGCUUGGAGAGUGGGACUUCCAGGACCUGACCCUGAAGAUGAGACCCCCAGUAUUUAUUCCACGGCCUGAAACAGAGGAUCUUGUCUCUUUAGUUGUGGAGGAAGAAUUUCAGAGAUGUGAGCAUUCAGCCCUCUGUUUCCCAGUUCCUGUUCCUCAUCCUGUGAUCCUGGAGAUUGGCUGUGGCUCUGGAGCAAUUGCUCUCAGUCUGCUCUGUAAACUGCCACAGGGCCGAGUCAUAGCCAUGGAUAAAGAGGAGGCUGCUGUAGAUCUCACCAGGGAGAACGCACAUAGGCUGCAUCUCCAAGAAAGGAUUCACAUCAUCCACCAAGAUGUUUCACACAGUUCUGCCAAACAGCUGCUGCUCUGGGGCCCCGUAGAUGUAAUAGUCAGUAACCCCCCAUAUGUUUUCCAUGAAGACAUGGCUUCCCUGGAUGCAGAAAUCCUCCGCUAUGAGGACCUUGAUGCCCUAGAUGGGGGAGAUGAUGGCAUGAGAGCCAUCAAAACAAUUCUGGCUUUGGCUCCUUCUCUUCUGAAAGUUUCUGGGAGCGUGUUUCUGGAAGUUGAUCCCAGGCAUCCAGGUAUGGUGGAGCACUGGCUACAGGCACACCCAGACUUACUGCUCACCCUCCGUGCCAUUCACAAGGACUUCUGUGGCAAGCCCAGGUUUUUGCACAUCCAGAAACAAAGCAGCUGACAACUAUGUCAGACAUACCUCUCCUUGCAGGAUGCUUUUUGCUCUUGAGCCCGGCUGAGCAGCUUGUUGAACACUCCUUCUGCCUUGUGAAAGGAAUCUCCAUUCCCCAGAGAGUUGGACUCUCUAUACAGUGACAGACCCCUCAUUUCCUGACACAGAGCUCAUCCAGAGAUGCAGAAGUUCAGCUGAGCUGAAGUGUUUCACCUUCCUCAGGGAACUGCAUGAAACAUUUUAGUCUGCUCUGCUAACGUGACCCAAUCAUCUCCAGACCCAAGACAGAAGAGUUCACAGCUCCAGAUUAAAAAUACAACUUUUCAACGUGCCAGAUCACCCGUUUGGCCUAGAAAAAAUUGAAUUAUAUUUUUUAAAUUGGCCUUCAGAUACAUUUAUAUAGAAUGUGACCAGAUAGGAUGAUAAGCCCAAACCCUGGCUUAUACUGGCACAUGGAUUUGCAGGUAUAACAGGACAUAACCUUUGUGCACAUUUCAAAUGCAGUUCUGUUCCAGGAUCCUGAUGCUCCAAUAGCAAAGCAGCCUUUGUUUCACACUCCUGCUGAGUGAUUGUCCACGAAGGAUCAGUGCACGUGUUAGAGCACCUGAAUUUACAGCCCUUGACACUUGGUGGAUGCUGUCAGAAAGAGUCAAAGCAUUGUAAUAAAGACAGUGCUUCAGAUCAGGAUCCUUAAAAGAAUUUCAUUGCAGCUAUUCAGAGAUGCUGGCAGGCCUGAAUAAACAUCUGACACCCACACGUUGCUCUGAUAGUAAUACAAAUGCCUAAAUUCCACAUGAGGCAUUUAAUUGCAACACUGUACAGAGGAAGGCCAGAGUCACUACUCCGGUUUUGCAGAUGGAGAAGUUGAAAAAUAGGAGGUGAAAUGACCUGCGCAAAAUUUGACAAGCUGAGGUUGGAGUAGGACCCAGUCUCUUGACAGGCAUGGGAACAGCUGAGGUCUGUCUCUUUGGGAAGCGUGACUCAGACUAGGGCUGAAACAGCUCUGAGGAGAGUUCCUGAAGUGGAGAGUCAACAUCAUGUCCGUGUAAAUAAUGGCAGGAUUAAAUUCAAGCUGCUGCUCGCUGUUGCUGCUGGUUCCAGUGGUGCAGGUUCCCUUCUGGACCGUAGCUAGCCAGGGAAGGAAGGAAAGGCUAGCCAAGGAAAGGGUCUGGUCUGCCAGUCCAGGUGGAAGCAGUUGCUGAGCCAGUGGAGGUGAGCACUCAGGAGGGGUGGGAGUGUCCAGACAGGGCCCUGCUGUGUCCAGGCUGCACAGCCAGACAUCAGGCAGGACAUGCAGCAGCAAGCUGAGUCUCCUGGAAGGCUGCAGCAGGUUCAGAGGGUGUUACAUGGGCACUGAUACAUCUGCUCCCUUUCCCCUCUGCCUCUCCCACGCUCCUCAAAUGGGUCUUUCCUCCAUCCCCUGAACUCCUGAACAUCAGCCCUGCUUUCCCACAGACACCUGAGCUCUCUCUGAUGAACCAGCACUUGGGUUCCAGCUGGAACCUUUCCCUACUCACAGCUCUCUUCACAGACUGGCCUUUCACCCAUUAUACAUCUCACACCACAUUUAUCCACCCCAGUAGUUUACCAUGUCCUGUACACUCUUGAAUUUGUGAGUCUCCUCUGGCCUGCAGUACCUACCCUGGUUAAACACAGUAGAGGAAAUCCAGGGAAGGCGAGAACAAAAACAGGUCGGUUCAAGUGCACUUGGGCAUAGAUUUGGAAAUACCAUUUCAGUACAGCUCAUUUCUGGCCUUCUAGAGCCAUGAGUAGAAAGUACAGUCAAAGGGGUGAUAUUCUGUGUGGUUGUGGAUUUUUUUUUUUUAAAUAAUAUUUUUAAAAUUCAGUUUGUCAGACUGUUUAAAAAUUAAUUUUAAAGAAAUUAGUUCUCAGAUUUCUUCUGGGUGUUAGCAGUGUUCAUCUAUGAAACAGAGCAUUAUAAACACCCUGCUUCUACAGGAGGCCUUAAGAGCUGGAUAGUUCACGGGCUGAUGGGAAUGUCAAGCAGCAUCGUGCUGCAUUCUUUACGGGCUGGGCUGGUGCCCUGCAGCAGGCUGGUGAUAGGUGGCCCUCUAGGAGUGCCAGUGGCUGGACUGCAGAAGGCAGCGUGCUUUUUCUUGGAAGCAUCAGUCAAUCCCUUGUCUGAGCCCUGAACAGGACAAAUCCCCUGCGACACAGACUAUUGGUCUAACCCAGUAGGACAAGUGUUAAAUUCCUGUAUUUAUCACUAAAACACUUGCAUUUCUAUGUAUUUGCAUUGCAUAGCGGUUAUAUAUCUUGGAAAAUCACAUGGUGGGGCUGACCUUUUCAUAAAAGGAAAAAUUGCCGUUCCUCCCAGGAGGCUGGAUGUUCCUAUUGGACUCACAUCCGAGGGAAUGUGCUGGUGUGGUACAGCGUGUUCCUCGGUGCUUUACACGGGGCUCCUUUUGGUACAGGAGCGCUGCAAAGCUCUUUGGAGGUUUUAAGGAGCCUAGCUGGAGCCCUGGGCUGUGUCUGUGUUGCCUGAGGGCAGGAGGCAGAGCGGACAUUGGCAGAGCCCUGUGCCCAGGCAGAGCUGCUCCCUGGAACCACAAAGGCUGAGGCUUCCCUUGGCUUUCUGCAUAAUCCAGCAUCUGACACAUUGAACUUUCUGGGAAUUUACCGGGUCUUGGGAACUGUGUCAAAAUGGUGAUUUGAUUCCUGAGGUGAUGCUGUCAGAGGGGGGACUUUUUUGCUUUCAGGACCCUGAGGAGCAUGGUUGUGUUUGUGCUCACAUCUGUGUUUUGGGGAGUGAGGUGUCUGCUGGGGUGAUGUAGAGGCCCUUGAGCCUGUCAGUGAAACUUUUAGGGCAAUGCCUUGGAAGAAUCUACCAUAGGCUUCAGAAAUGCCCCAUAGCUUAAGGUGAGGAAGAAGGCUCCCCCGGGGUGCUCUGCAGCACUACGUUAAUCUGCCUCAGUUUUGCUGUUCCCAUUGGCCCAUGGGCCUUGCCCACCUCUAUGGUUCAUGUAUUUCCCAGUUCUUGAGGUUGCUCCUUUCCCUGUUUCCCCAGUGGCUGUGGUAUCGCUGAUGGUCGGCCCCUAUGUCCCCUAUAGGUCACUGCCCUUUGCCCUGCCCUUGUACCGCCCCUGUGCCCACAGACCAUCAGCCUCUGACCCCAUACUUACCCCUGGACACUCCUUGAGCUGGGUCAUUCUGUCCCUGGACCCUUCAGGGUGAAUUUGCAAAAUAAGCUUUUCUGGGAUUCUGUACAGGAGCCCCUUGCCCUCUUGGCUCAGCGAGCCAUGGUGUGUGUGUGUGGACUCGAGUGCCUGCUGUGUGCCCACCCGAGCGGCUUCUUGAGCAGAGACACUUUCGAGGAGAGGAAGCAGCAGCCAGCAUCCAGCAGCACGCUGAGACAGGGUGACCCUGCCCUUCCCCGAGGAGGAGCCGCUUUGGCAGAGCCCUGCAGAUGGAGCUGCGCUCCCAGAAUAGCUGUGUCCGUGCUGGAGACGCUCCUGCCUCUGCUUCCCCGCUUUGGGCACGGUGCAGGCCCAGGGAGAGCGAGAACGGGUGAGCAGAACCCUGCAGUAUAGGUGCAGCUCCAAAUGGGGCUUUAACUGCCCUUCCUGUGCUGGGGAAACAAAUUCCACAAUGGGCUCGUGUCGGGAGGCUGGAAGGGGACUCGGCUGUGCCACAGGAGUGGGGCUGUACCUCCUGGUGUGAAUGGGAGGCCCAAAGCCCCCCUGGGGCUGGAGGUCAGAGAUAGAUCCCGUUCUUGUUCUGGGGUAAUGUCCAUGUGAGUGCCCUGAGGUGCAAGCACUGACUGUGCUUUCAGUCUCCACCUGAGAUAUGGGGUGAAAGGGACUUUGUAGGGACCUUGGGGACAAACAUUUAUCCUCACAGUGUUCUCUGCUGAGCCUGUGCUCUUACAGGGCUGAGACUGCUUUCCAUGGGAGGAACUGACAGACACAGAGGGACUGCAUUAGGGUGACACAGGGCAUCUCUGGGGUCCCACAUGACUCUGUGUAUGUGGAUUACUGGCCAGCACCCAGUUCCUCAGUGGAGGGCCAUAGAUCAAAAUGGCUUGGAAGGGAACUUGACAGUCAUCUAGCCCAAUUUCCCCAUCCAAGUAAGCAUCAACUUGCCUUACAUCAUUCCUGACAAAUGUUUGCCCAGCCUGACCCAGAGGCUCCCAUUGCUGGUAAGGACUUCAGCAUGCAAUCUGGUGCUUUGUGGUUCUAUCUGCUAGAAAGUUUUCUUUUGUCAUGGCAGCUCCACAUGGCAGAGCACUUCUGAAGUGUUCUGAGGUGGAGAACAGCUGUGUCUCUCCCUAGAGCACCUUCCAUGUGGUAGUCUGUUCCUAUAUCUCCUCAAAGUCUUCAUUUCUGGGGCAAAGAACUCUAGCACUUCUUUUUGUGGGCUGCUUGCACAUCCCUCCCUCCCUGCUUGUGAAAUGUAAGGGGACUGUGUGUGCUUCAGACUCCUUAGGGGUGAUACUUGUGCCUCUGGUGAGUGGGAUGAUAAAGCUGCUAGUGCUCACUCUGUUAUAGAGCAGUCAUUUCCCAAGUGAAGACCAAGCCAAAACUUGCAUUAAAUGGUUUUUUGUUUGGUUGUUGGGUGGGGUUUUUUUGUUUUGUUUUGGGUUUUUUGUUGUUUUUGUCUGUGAAAGUUGCCAAAAACUGUAUUUAAGUUUUAAUAAACUGCAAUCCUUAGGAACAAAUAAGAAAGCUUCUCAUACUCAAGAAGAUAAUGAGGUACCAAGAGAGACUUAAUCCUUAUUUUCCAGGCUAUUUCCUCUUCCAUAGGAAGAUGCUUUGAGUUCAGUGUCAGAAGUUUCAGAUGUUUUUCUGGGGAGGGUCACGUCACGUGUUCUGUUCCUUGGCAGCUGCUGGCAGAUCUCAGUGUGGUCCAUCCAGUCUCUGGUGAGCAGAGAGGGCACUUUUAUGAAAUUCAUCUCACCUGCUGCUUGGUGACAGGACUCAGCACCCUGCUGCAUGUGAUGAACCAGAUUGGCUUUGCUGCUUUCCAGUGCAAAGCCAGAGGAUGUGGGAGUGAGCAGAGCACCCGCAGUCGCUUCUCUGCAGCAAGUGCCUCUCUGAGCAUGGUGAGAGCGUGACAGGGGCUGCUGCAGAGGGCUGGGAAGGUGCAACCUGUGCACAGCAGCUAAUGCUGCUCUGACAGUCCACGAGUGUGCUGUGCUGCAGACAGAUGCAGAGAAGUGCUGCCACAUAUUGUGGUCUCUGUGGUUUAUCUUGUUAGUGUGGUUGAUGUCAGAACUGUAGCUUUGUUUAAGCAGCAACUUCUAGCUCUAGAGAUCUGCUUCAUCUGCUCCCUUCACCAGCACACCUGCAUGAUCACCCUGCAGUGUUUUGUGUGCUCAUCUCAGCAUUUUGGGCAGAGCAGGCCCAAAUUGGUGUAAUUUCAGUGGCAGCUGCUCUGUCAGCAUUACAGAGAUAACCGUGAGCAAGGUUACUCCAGGGUGGAAGGCCUUAGAACCACUGCAUGUGAACAAACUGCUGCCUGGGGAGGAAGGGGCCUUGGCCCCAUUCGAUGUUUGCUCUGGGUUCAGCUUGCUUCAAAGGUCUACAUAAGUAGCUUCACACUGCAUCCUUUCUUUUGUGACAGCUGGGAUGUUCUGAGAUCAUUGUGUCCAUGGCAGGGAUCAGGUCCUGGGCUGAAAUUUGCAACAUGGCAAAGAAGAGUUUUCCAUCCAAAUAUCCAGUGGCAACGGGUGUGGUGAGAAACUGAGGCACAGCAAAGGAAGAGCCAUGGCAGAGUCACAGCAAGAGCUCAAACAGUCUUAGUGGCAGUUCUGGCAAACCCAGCUACAGCAAUUCUUGUUCCUCCCCUUACUGGUGUUUUAAAUAGUGUCCAUCCCAGCUGUUCCUUGGAGGGAUGAUGGUGCCUCGAGAGCAGAAAGCAGAGAUUGUUACCAGAGAAAUGUUUGAUUUUGAGAGCUGAGGUGUGGGGAUGUGACAGGAAGGUGACUUUGACAGUGUUACUGGCACAGCAAUUGCUAAAUGGCUGUAGGAACACACAUUGCUGAUUGUUUGGAGGAUAGGAGAGGUGAAGAAACCAUGACAUGAAGCUCAUCUAGGGAAGACAAGAUUCUUGGGAAAGGGUGUGUUAAAAUGAAGCUGAGGUUUUAGGAGGGAAGGCCUGUGCUACCACAUUCCUGCUUUGCCACUCUGAAAUCAUAAGUAGAAGUGUGGGACUGAGUCUCUGUAAGGUGCAAGCUGUAUAUAUGAGGCAAACUGAGCAUUUCUGCUCAAUUCCUGCACUUCAGCAAGUGUGGGUGGAUUCCUGGUGGAGCACAGGCAAGCAACAGUGGACAGAGCACAGCACUCUUGUUCAUCAAGAGCAGAGCAGAGCACUCUGUAUGCCACUGGCCUGAGUUUCUAUAAACACAGUUUCUAUGGAAGUUGCCAGGGGGUGUGAGUAUAGGGGAGACAGAACUCUGCUUCUCGAGGCAUGUCCUCAGCAGUGGGAGAUUUUUGAUUCCCACUUUAUGCCAGCUGCUCUCUAUAUUUCUAGCUCCUCAGCUGCUGCUUCCU